Aspergillus eucalypticola CBS 122712 is the source of this 546-nucleotide messenger RNA. RefSeq lists its product as uncharacterized. The transcript is spliced from 2 exons. NCBI's taxonomy places the organism in Eukaryota, Fungi, Ascomycota, Eurotiomycetes, Eurotiales, Aspergillaceae. The record is from RefSeq and is a predicted model, not a curated record. The coding region runs from base 1 to 546 and encodes 181 amino acids.
AUGGUGAAUGCAUACUUGCUGGGUCUGGCAAGUGUAGCAACCUUCUCUAUCGAAGGCGUCGAAGCCCAUUGGACCCCAGAACGGAAGGGGUACAAAGUCUGUGCUGAGAAAGGCAUCAAGCUGUAUGAAGCACGGACGGAUGGCCAUAUGUACCUAAAUAGUAAUGGAAAGACCAAAGCCAUUCUUGAAGUCAAACCCGUGGUGCGAGCCGAGUUACCCCGGGUCAUGAUGCAGGAAGUUGCUCAACUGGCGGCAUGGAUCCACGCCGAAAAGGACGUUAUACAGGAUGAAAACCUGGCGGAACAAUGGUUCCGUCGCUUGCUCUGGUCGAUGAAUCGACAUGAGCUCUAUAUAAUCAUUGCCGAGUAUAUUGGGGACUACGUCGACUAUUUGACGAAUCCACGACGCAAAGCGGAAGGCGAAUCUUUCAUGACGAUGAACCAGUUUGGCCCAUGGGACAUUAGAAGCUCCUCUCAGGUUGCUGAAUUUGCUGCCAUCUUAUUGGCAGUAACUUUACCGUUCAGUAAGAAUCUGCCCCUUAUCUGA